AUGUACACUGCGAUCGAAUUCUACAACGCCAGCUUUAAUCGGCUUAAGCUUUCCAGUCGACUGAUCGGUGCGGGCUUGUGGGAGAAGCAGGAAGGCAUAUUAUGGGGUCGGGUCGCGAGCGUGAUGCAGAUAGUGUUAUUUUUGACUUUGCAUGCUUGGACGGGCUACAAGUAUCGCUAUGAUGCGCUACAGAUGCUCGAGACGCAAUCGCUCAUCUGUACCGGUGCCGCGUUGAUGAUCAAGUACUUUACGAUGAUUCGGAAUCCGGCCCCGGUCCGUGAGCUUUCGGGCAAUAUUGAAACGCAGAUGUACACCAAGUAUCAGGAGAUGAGCCCCGAGUAUCCAGUGGUGCUGAAGUAUGGACGGGUAUUGUACAUUGCUGGGCACAUCAUGAUCGGAGGAUACUUUGGUUCGUUGUUUAUCAUAUGGAUCAAUCCGCUGAUCAUGUAUUUUAAAGAGGGUCGUGUGAUGUUGCUGUUUUUCUGCGAAAUUCCGUACGUCGAUUGGACGGUGAUGAAAGGCUACUGGACCACGGUUAUAUUGCAGCUUUUCUUCUACAUCACCGGAACGUGCGGAUUGAUUUUGGUCGAUUAUUUGUGCGCAUAUUUUACAAUCAACGGGUCACUGUAUGUGGACAUUUUGCGCUUUCAUCUAGACGAACUCAGCGAGUUGUUAGCUAGUCCUGGUUAUCAGACGCGCAACUCGCCCGAAAUUAUGGCGAAGGUGAGCCGCAAAUGGCGAAUGUGUCUCGUGGAGCAUCAACGCAUCGUAGAAUAUUAUGAUAAUUUUUCCGACCUGUGGAGUAUGAUUAACCUAGCACAAGUGAGCUGCAGUGUGUUUGGGAUCUGCAUCAAUAUGCUGAUUAUUUUUCUGGUAAUGUACAUCACCGAUUGGUAUGCGGCGUAUGCAAUUUUGUUUGCACUGUUCAUAGACCUGUCGGUACAUUUUGUGCUAGGGGCUAUCAUCGAGAGAAAGGUUGACGAUCUGCAUAUUAGUUUGAUGCAUUUCCCUUGGUAUUUGAUGGACGAUAGGCGACAGAAAGAAUACAAGCUGCUACUAUUACGUGCGCAACAACCAUCUGGAAUGUCGAUUGCUGGUCUCACGCCAGUUAAUUAUGAAACCUACACUCAGCUCUACGUCAAGUUCAUCAUCGGACAUAAAAAGGCAAGUGAGCUCAAGUUGCUUAGCGAUAACAUUGAGCAGGCUAUCCUGCAGCGCUAUGAAAAUGGAAAAGCAGAGGAAAUUACCGUACUGCAACGUACUGGCCGUAUACUUUGGUUUAUUUUUCGUUUCAUGCGCACAUCGGUUAGUAGCGCUGCAUUUGGAUUCUUUUUAUAUCCAGUUAUUGCUUACUAUACGACCGGGGUACUUAUGCCUUUGUUCAUGAUCGAGCUUCCCUAUUACGGUUGGACAACUACCAUGGGACUCGCGAUGAACAUGUUUUGUCAAGCGAAUAUAUUGGUGAUUGGAACGAUGGGAGCUAUAAUGUCCGACUUUCUAUUCUUCAUGUACGCGAUGUAUGCAAUGACAUGCAUUGAUAUUUUUAUUGUGCACCUGCGUGAGCUAGAGACGCUGCUAAAAGAGGUUCAUAUUCAUGAAAAGGACUGUGGAAAACAAACAUCAAUAAUGCGGCAAAAAUGGAUUCAGUGCAUGCAAGAUCACCAACAAGCUACUAGCUUUCUAAAUACGUCUGAAGACAUUUUCGGAAUAACGUGUUUAGCACAGGUGCUUAUGGGAAUAUUCACGGUCUGUGAUGGAAUGUUACUGGUAGCUUUGACAUUUUGGUAUCCUACCUAUUGCUUUCUGGUGGUGAUGUUUGUCGAGCUUUCAAUUUACUUUGUGAUUGGACAUUUUGUAGAACUGAAGAUCGAUGAAAUGUACAACAGUAUCAUCUCGAUGCCGUGGUAUAAACUACCAGUGGAGGAACAGAAGGAAUUCGCCUUUCUGAUGUGCAGACAGCAACGUCCCAUGAUGUUAACAGCUUAUGGGUUUCUCACCAUGAACUUCGAGUCAUACAUGAGUGUAUUGAAGGGUCUGUAUCAAUUUUUUGUGAUGAUCAUGCAGUACGUUGAAUAAAGAAGACACCAGUAUGAUCAUUCUGCUGCAC
Messenger RNA from Anopheles arabiensis, 2107 nucleotides. RefSeq lists its product as uncharacterized. The record is from RefSeq and is a predicted model, not a curated record. Gene Ontology annotation, cellular component: plasma membrane. Gene Ontology annotation, biological process: sensory perception of smell; detection of chemical stimulus involved in sensory perception of smell. The coding region runs from base 1 to 2076 and encodes 691 amino acids. Lineage: Eukaryota; Metazoa; Arthropoda; Insecta; Diptera; Culicidae. Gene Ontology annotation, molecular function: odorant binding; olfactory receptor activity. The transcript has 9 exons.